CGACAGUUCCCCCAAAUCUAAGAUUAUUUGGUGGUACUGUCAUUGGCUUCCAUCAUCAUGGCUGCCGCCAUUGUCUCCCAAGUCCUGAGCCAGCUGGGUUCCAUCGUCACUGAAGAGCUCAAGCAACGUGGCAGGCUUGUCCUUGGCGCAGAGAAAGAUGUGGAGAAGCUCACUUCUACUUUCACCGCCAUUGAAGCUCUGCUGCUGGAUGCAGAAGAGAGGCAACUGAAGAGUGCAAGCAUCGAAAACUGGUUGAAGAAGCUCAAGGACGUGUCCUAUGAGAUCGACGACAUGCUGGACGAGUGGAGAACCGAGAUCCUCAAGCAACGACUCGAGGGAGACGAUGAUGUUGUAGGCGGCUGCUUGGAGUUGAAGCUGCUUCAGAUCUCCGAUGUUCUGAAACGAGUAUGCCCUUUUCUCCCUGUUUAUUGUUUCUCCACUCACGAAAUUGGUCUUCGUUAUGAUAUUGCCUCGAGGAUAAAAAGUUUGAAUGAACGUCUGGAUGAUAUAGAUAAGGAGAAAAUUUUGCACAAUUUUACUCCCAAGCAAACGGCUUCGUUCUCAAGUUUGCCAACUAGUUCCGUUAUCGAUUUCUCUGACUUGAAAGUUAGACAAGGAGAGUUUGAAAUAUUGCGAGGCAAGUUAUUGGAUGAUGGAGGUGAUCAUCCGAGUGUGAGAAGUAUCUCUAUCCAAGGCCUUGGUGGGUUUGGGAAGACCACAUUGGCCAAAAUGCUAUACAAUGAUAAGAAAGUAGAAGAUCAUUUCAGCAAAAGGAUAUGGGUUUGUGUGUCUGCUAAUUUUGUUCAAGAAACAUUUGCUAAAGCCAUACUUGAAUCUUUCAAGCAAUUUAUUCCAAAAGACAGUUCAUUAUCAUACAUGUUGGAACAUAUCAACACACUUGCAAAGGACGAGAAGUUUCUUCUAGUUCUUGAUGAUGUGUGGGAAGAUAGUAGAAGCAAGUGGGAAGAACUGAUAAGUUCUGUUUCUCAUGGAUUACCUGGAAGCAAAAUCUUGGUGACUACACGGAAAGAGGAUGUUUCUCACGUGUUUUGUCGGAUCAACAAAGAUAUUUUUCCUUUACAAAAGAUAUCAGAUGGUGAAUGUCGGACUAUUUUCACACAAAUUGCAUUUUAUGGAUGGAGCGAUGAGGAGAGAGAAUGUAUAGAAGAUCUCUGUGAGAGAGUAGUGGAAAAGUGUUCUGGUUCACCGCUUGCCGCAAAAGUUUUGGGAGGGUUACUACAUGUGAAAAAAUCUAAAAAGGACUGGAUUAAGCUUCUGGGAAGUGAAAUGUGGCAAAUAGAGAAAGGCAGAGACGAAGUUCUUGCUCCUCUAGCUUUGAGUUACUAUGAUUUGCCUUCGGCGGUUAGACAGUGCUUUCAGUUUUGUUCUGUAUUUCCGCAGGAUUCCGUAAUGAUGAAGGAGGAACUGAUUAAAUUGUGGAUGUCACAAGGUUUUCUGAAAGCAACAAUGAACCAAGAUAUGGAGGAGGUCGGGGAAGAGUACUUUCAAAUAUUAGUUAUGCGCUCAUUCUUCCAAGAUGUGGAAAAGAAGUUACAGUUUGUUGAUGAGAAAACAUUUUGCAAGAUGCAUGAUUUGGUUCAUGAUUUUGCCCGGCUCACAACCAAGAACGAAUGCAUCAGUAUCCUGGAGCAAGACAGCUCACUACUCUUGAUCAUCAAUGAGGUUCGUCAUUUGAUGGUAAAAGGCUUGAGUAGCGAGGACACCAACAAACUCAUUUCCUCCAUCGUUUGUUCACGCCUCUCUUCAACAAAGCGCAAUCAUUAUCUGCGCAGUUUCAUAGUGAGAAACAGAAGUGCUAUUGAACCUCAUGUGUAUGCUUAUUUGCGAGGCAUAAGAUCGUUAAUCCUCAAAUUUUGUGACUUGAGAGAAAUACCAUCGACAAUCGCCCAACUAAUUCAUUUGAGAUAUUUGGAUUUGUCCGAUAACGAUAAGCUGAUGGAGUUGCCGGAAGAAAUAUGCGAGUUGUGUAAUCUGGAGACUCUCCUCAUCAAUCUCAACGGGAAGUUGAACAAACUCCCCAGUGGAAUGGGGAACAAGCUGGUCAACUUGAAGCAUCUUGAAAAUUACAUGGUGCCAGCGGUGCUCCCAAAAUCAAUGGCCAGGUUAGGUAAUUCGCUAAAGACAUUAACCACAUUUAAUGUGGCUUACGACGACAAGGCUGAUGCGGAGGGAGCUCGAGCCACUAAUAUUGGGGAUCUGGAGUGCAUGAACCGAAUUCAGGGAGCCCUUAGAAUAGCAGGGUUAAGUAAAGUAACAAACUGUGAGGAGGUGAAGCGUGCAGAGCUCGCCAAAAAAGAAUUUCUGAUUCAUUUAUGUCUUGAAUUCGACUCCGACGAAGAAGAAGAAGAAGCCGACCACAAGGAUGAACAAGUGCUGGAAGCCAUAAUACCAUCAUCCAGAAACUUGGAACAACUGCGUGUACUGAAUUACAGGGGAGGAAGCAUAUUCCCUAGCUGGUUAAUGUCACUCUCCAACUUAAUGUUCCUGGAAUUCAAUGGGUGCCACGAGGUGGAGCAUCUGCCAGCUUUCGGCACCCUGCCAUCCCUCGAAGAGCUUCAAUUGUCCUGCAUGGAUAAAGUGAAGGAGGUUGGCCUUGAGUUCUUUUUGGGAACUAGUACUGUGAUACAGCAGCAGGGGAUGACGAGUAACAACAAAAGUCGUGAUAUUAUUAUUGCAUUCCCCAAGCUCACGCGGCUUGUUUUUUGGACGAUGAAGAACUGGAAAGUGUGGGAUUUAGAGUGUCAUGAGAAGGAAGGGAUGGACAGCUCGACGACGGUCAUGCCCCGCCUGCGUUUCUUGCAGUUGAUAGACUGCGCGAAGCUUGAGAAAGUGCCGGAUGUGCUUCUCAGGAAAACCACUCUGAAGCAGCUGGUCAUCUACGAUAGUGGCGGGCUGGGGAGCUACAGGUUCGACCCUCAGGAUCCGAAAAUGAUGCCGAAUGACGCGUGGGACAAAAUCUCUCACAUCCCCACCAUUAUCCUCGAUGGAGAUGACAUCCGAACAACAUUCAAAAGCGAGAUUGAUUCCAUGUCGGGAUUCGGCUGCUCUUACAGCAAAGAGGAGUAAAAGAAGCAGGAGAUGAUGUUAGCUCUCUGCCAAGACGAAGAAAAGCGGUAAUUAGAGUUGGUUCCCUGCUCCUGGCUGCGUGUCUCUCCUUUUUCAGCGAGUGAUAAUGUUGUAUCAUUGUAUGAAUGUUUGUGUGUUUGUUUGUUUGUUUGUGGGUUAUUGUGCUCCUCAGAGCAUCAUUAGAGCUGCCCAUUUUGUCCCAUAACAAACUCUCUUUCUUUACUACCGUAUGUAUUGUUGUUAAGCGUUUGGUCAAUUUCUUUUUUUCUAUUUUUUUUUUUGCCUUCUUGGUUUAUCUUGGGAGGGAAAACAGGAAAUACUGAGCCUUUGUGCCUGUAUUGCUCAUAAAAUGAUAAAUGCAAGCCUGCGUGCAUGUUUUCAGAACAGGAAUCAUCAUCUGUUGAAAUUUGAUAGCAGCAGCCAGUAAUGUGAAUGUAUGUUAUUUAUUAUUAUCGAAGUCUGUAUUUGCCAAAAUUUAGCAACAUAUUAUAUUAAUUAAUUAAUAUAUAAAAGUCUAGCUUUGGUGCUACUAUCACUACGGGAAAAGUGACUUUACGCAACACUCGUCAUGCAACAUUUUUUAGAAGUGUCACAUAAACUAAAUAUAUGCAACACUUUCAUUAUGUGUUGCCUUAUAUAUAUGUUAGGCAACACAAAUUAGUAGCCGCCAAAAUUGUGUUGCAUAUCCCUAAUAAAAUGCAACAUCUUUAUAAGAAAACAGAUUGUGUUACCUAUUCUUACAUUUUUUACAACAUUUAAUUAAAAAUGUUACAAUUAUACUAAUUUGACAUUUCUUAUAUACUAAUAUUAUUUAAUUUGUAUUGAAAACUAAUUAGUGUUUGCUAUGAUUAUAAGAAGAAAAAGAGGAAAGAUUUCCAAAAGAACCGAGCUUAGUUUUUACCAAGUUAGACAAAUCAUAUCAUCACUAAUGUAUACUAUAUACUUUGUACAAUGUACAGUUGCAAUAUAUAUUGUAUCAUAGAUGACAUAACUCCAACACAAAAAAAUAUGUUCGUGACAAAAACACCAUAACCAAAAUAUAAUGUAUGUGACAGGAGAAGUUUGGCACAUGUGUUGUUGACCCUGCAACAAUAAUUUUGGCACAAAAUUUUGAUAUUAUAACACAUUUCGUUCACAAAAAUUUAAAUGUAUAACAAAGUCUUAACACAAAAUUACACUUUUUUUACAAAAUCACAAAAUUGCUUGUGAUCCAAAUUGCUUAGUCGCCUUAAGUUAAGUAAACAUACCGUAGUUAAAUAAGUUUUCCACCCAAGUAUAUCUAAAAUGUAAAAACCCAUUCUUUCAGAAAAAAAAGUAAAAACCAUUGGUUGAUUACGUUGUCAACUAAAAGGUAUAUAUUAAAGAUAAGUACAAAAUCUGUGUUAGUUCAUAGUAGUUACACAAACAAAUAAUAUUAAUUUUUUUAGAGAAGUAAUAAAACUAUUUAAAAUUGCAUAAUUAAUCGAUAGGGAAGGGAAUUGAAUGACUCCUAUGCGGAUAUACUUACACAGGGAAAUUAAUUAAGUAAUUAAUCCCUGAUUUUUCUAGUAAAUAUUCUGUUUCCAUAUCAAAUCACAACCUUCCUACGUUUUCAACUAGAUAAAACCCUUUUUCCCUAAAAAAAAAAAAAACUAGAUAAGACCCUUUUUAACUUAAUCGGUUUUCUCCCACCAUCUCUGCCCAAGUUCUCCUCUUUUUUCAUACUUCCCAGCAAAUCUGCGAAGGCUCAAUAUAGAAGCAACUAGUCUCAUUGACCACUCACGUUCUUCGUCAUUGCACGUCAGAUGCUGCUUCUCGAACGUACAUUACUCCUCUGCCUGCUAUGUAUUUCUCCUUUUGCUCAAUAUUUAUUUUUGUCCAAUCGAAAUCUCCAGUUUUGGAGAGAAACUAAGGAACAACAAUGAUCAUCUUUGAUUUUCCUUGUUAACUGAUUACUUGUUCAUUGCAAUUUUCUAUUUGGGGCUCUGCCAUAAUUGUGCUUUACAGGUUUCAAGUAAUUCUAGUGAGCUCCCCUUCUCAAGAUUCUAACUAAGGAGUUAAGGAGGGGUUGUGGGUAGAAUUUCAUCAAGAGAUUCUCGCAAAUUAAGUUGAGUAGCCAGGAGAGACUGGAUGGAAUCAAGAGCUGGUCUCCAAGUAAAGUUUUGAGGAAGAAAAGUGUUGCUUAGACAAGAGUUAUAGAAGUUUUUCAUACGAUCUGAACAACUAGAUUCUCAUUAGUCUCUUAGUUCAUAUUGCAAAUAGAUACUAGAUUCGUCAAUGUAAUUUUCUUUUAUUCAUUUUUAUAAGUAUAAAUUCUUUUAUUAAAAUCCAUUGCAUUAUGUUUAAUAUAUAUUUGUGUCAACAAUAUUUGUCAUCAAGAACAUAUAUGUGGCAAUGGUAUUGUCACGAAAAGUAAGCAGUUGUGAUUUCACCUCGUCACCAAAAGUCCCAAAGAUAUAAUCACCAAUCACCAAUUUUUCGGUUUUUGCUACCAUGCACAGUUGCACAAUUGGUCAUUCAUGGCAAAAAAGUUCGUCACAAAAGUGGGAUUUCGUGAUGAAUGUAACCAUAACAAAAAAGGUAUAAUGUAACAAUAAAAAGUUUGUCACUAAUGUUGUUGCAACUAUAACAAUAGUUAUGUCACAAGAACCUCAUUUUGUGACAAAAGUACGGUCGGAAAGAUGAAUUAUUUGUGACAACGUAAACCGGUGAUGGUUGAAAUACAUAUGAAGACGACAAAAACUCGUCACAAGUGUAAAGCAUUUGUUACAAGCGAUAGUUGUCAUAGUUGAGUAUGUCAUAUGUGACAACAAAACUCGUUAGGAAUAAAGCAUAUAUAUGUUGGUUAUUCAUGUAAAAAAGUGUUGCAUUAAUUUUUUGAGAUGUUGCCUAAAAUUGUGUUGCAUAUAGAGUAUAAAUAUGCAACACAUUU
Linum trigynum is the source of this 5998-nucleotide messenger RNA. The record is from the annotation of a GenBank genome assembly. Lineage: Eukaryota; Viridiplantae; Streptophyta; Magnoliopsida; Malpighiales; Linaceae.